Messenger RNA from Kockovaella imperatae, 2463 nucleotides. RefSeq lists its product as hypothetical. Bases 1 to 2463 code for a protein of 820 amino acids. The transcript is spliced from 5 exons. NCBI's taxonomy places the organism in Eukaryota, Fungi, Basidiomycota, Tremellomycetes, Tremellales, Cuniculitremaceae. The record is from RefSeq and is a predicted model, not a curated record.
AUGUCAGUCUCACUGCCCUUCUUCAUCCCUGAUACUUCGCCUAUCUUCACCUACUCAACAUGUUCAAAUUGUACGAGUGGCUCGCAAACAUCGACGGGGGAUUGGCAGAGCGCUUACUCGCCUCGGGGUGAUGGAUACGAUAUUACGUUUCAUCAGACUAAAACAGGGACGGCCACGGUCAACUUUACCACCUCUGCGCAUGGUCUCUUCAUUCAGACGAGUACAGAUACCCAAUGCUCCGCUUCUAUCAGCGUUGACGGUGGGGCAUUCUCGCCUGGCUGCAACAUCACGCUUGACGGACAACGUCAUGAUAUACGUGUUAGACCGCAGGAAGGAAUCGACAUGUUUCAGUUCUUUGGAGUGUCCGGUUCUUCCGCUAUAUCGUCAACGGAUAGCCUGGUCAAUCGAACGCUCGACUCGAGCGAUGAAGCAUUCGUGUACACCUCCGACUGGACACACCUCACAUUAGACGGGACUGAGGGCUCUCCUGCCAAUGAGAGUCUCGUCACGAGUCAUGCUGUCGAGAUGGCAAAGUACUACAACUCCACGGCAAGCAUUACCACCGCCACCAAUGGCAGAGUCGAUAUCAUCUUCACGGGCGCCGCCGUCUACUUUUAUGGCUCCUCUGGUCCUGAUGGCGGAACUGCUGACCUCUACUUUGAUGGAAAUCACUACACCUCGCUCAACUUUCAUAACAGCGCUUGGGAGUCAUAUGCCGCGUUGCUAUUUUUUCAGACAGAUCUGAAUCCCAGUCCACAGUCGAGCCACAACAUCUGCGUCAUCAGUACUUCACAGGGGAGGGAAGUCGUUAUUGACUACGCCGUGACGAGUAUAGUCAGACCAAAAGCGAAAGCAACUCCAUCUCUACCAUUGAUUAUCGGUACCAUUGGCGGAUCCUCCGCCUUCUUGCUCAUUUUUGGCGUCCUCAUCUAUUUGUAUGUCUCUCGUAAGACGCGACCCCAGAAACCUCGCACGCCCAAGGCUACUUAUCCUUUCGGCGGUCUUGCAUCAUCCAAAGCAUCUUCCAUCGAUCAUUGGCGGAAACACGCUGCUGAUGCGCCGAGUCCCGAUCGACCUUCGACAUUCACGGGCUCAAGAGGCUCCUACUCCAACGGCCCAGAUGGGUUUCAAGCAGGUAGCGUGGUAUCCUCUGUACGUCGGAACGGAGGACCGUUUGGACAUCCUUACGGUCCACCUCACGGUAGUCCACCGCCAGAAUAUCCUGACUUUGUACCGUAUCGUGGACCGAUUGAGCCACCUCCAUCAACGUUGCACGGCGAAGCGACGUCACGGGCAGUGGAACGGUCAUCCACCAUUGAGCAAGUGUACUUUUGGUCCUCAACCCAACAGGCGCAGCCGGUGCAGCAAGCUCAACUCGACAGUCCUGCCUCACCGAAUUCUCGCGUAGAGGGUUGGGUCCACCAUGUCAUCGCCGCCAAUUCGCCCAGGCACUCUCUCGGUGGAGAAACCAAUCGGUCUUACCGCACUGCUGUUAGUGAUCAAAGAGGUGGAUCAGCUCGCCCUGGAGAUCAGCAUCAACCCAAGACACCAGUGUCAUCUGGGACGGUCCGAUCCGGGAGCACUCGAACGGAUGAGAUUCCCCUCAGUCCGUACCGCGUCGAAGGUCUCUACAGCCCUGUAUCCGAGCUUUCCUCAGCUGGUCUGGGAGGGAUGACAUCAAGAGCCGUAAGGGCCAAAAGUUCAGUCGCGAAAGUGUGGUCGACAACAGACGGUAUUCCAUCGACUUAUAGGAUCGACUCACAUCUCGGUGAUAUACCUACCGGUGACCAGACCCAUGAGACGAGUGCAAUUCGAGGGGGAGGGACGAUCAGUAACUCGAUGCAGUUUUCUCCUUCUGACACUAUCGCUGGCAGCUAUACCACAACUCCUGAUCAGCUCAUUGGAUCGCGAUACGAUCUCUACACGCCUGAUCCAGCCGUUCGACAGACGUACGCUUCAUCGAGACCUGAUUCUUCUGUCCAAUCACCACUUCGUCGAGGAGUGUCCAUCAAAUCAGUGAAAACGAUGAGAUCAUUCUUCUCUGGGCUGCUAUGGAACAGCUCCUCGCCAUCCGGUACAUCGCAUCUGCCAGAGACGCCUGCGCUUCCGAACCAAAUUCAGGCAGCCAGACCUGAUUCUGGCAUCUUCCCAAUUACGCGGAACGACAGUGUCAUGGUCACGUCGAGGCCAAAAGCCAAGGGAGCCAAGGGAAAGAGGAAACCAAUCCCUCCAUCGGACCAGUCUCCUUCUAGACCACAUCGGUCGCCUGCUCCGGGCCCCUCGUCUUACUCGUCGUUCUCUCCCGCUAUUUCUUCGUCAGUUCAAUCACCCCCUUCGGCUCUGCGUUUGGAUGGACUCGGAGAUAGCCCGAAUUUCUUCAUUGAACUCAAUCCCAACAGUCCAGUGACUAUGUUCGCGCCAAGUAGACCGGGCAGUGAGAUGACUUCGGCGCAGUUUAGGUAG